CCACGGAGCUGCUCUACUCCUUGCAGUUUCCAGAUGCAGGCACAGAAACUCAAAGUACUAGUUCAAUGUGACCACAAAGAUCACGGAUUACAGUUUUCUGCGUGGAACUGGAAAUUGGGCUUCACAUUUUAUCAUGAAAGGGCAACUUCUUAAGUUUUUGUGCCUCAUGCCAGAACAGUAAAUUGAUUCCCUUUUUUAUUUUUUUGGUUCUUGUACUGGUAUUAUUAUUUAUCUUUAUUUCCAAGUUUGGACACAGGGACUGAUCAGAGGUUCUCACAUCUUGGAAUAAUGAGUAACUCCUCCUGGAUGCAUUUUUAUAUGGGGAUUUAACAGUUGUUUUAGAAAAGGUUGUAUAUGGUACAUUUUCCUAAAGCGAUGGAAUUUUCUUUGCGAAUUCACCUUCUUACAGCUUUUGUCUCAUGCAUUAAGGUUUAUGCUCAAGUGGUACAACCUGUGAAGCAUCCAGGCCUGCAGGUGUUGGCCACGGCCUCACAUUAUUGGCCCCUCGAUGCUGUGGAUGGAAUCCAUGAACUGUGGGACCAGAUUGGAAACAGACCAGGUUAUGUUAACGGAAGUAACAUAAACAUUGUUGAAGGAAUGGUUAACAAAGGCAUCUUUCUGAAUGGAGAUAAAGGUGGUACCUUUCUCCACUUUGGAAACUACCAGAACUCUUGCAUUAGUGACCCUACGUUGUGCGGUCCCGAGGGGAUUACCUUCUCCUUUUUUUGGAAAAACCAUGAGGCAGAGUCCCGUUUUGCUGUAGCCUCUGGAGGGAAAGUUAUCUCCAAUGGCUUCUCUGUCUAUACAAAUCCCUUUGGAGGAUAUGUGGAGUUUUACACCCGAGGCAACAACCACAGAUGGAAGGCCAACAUCAAGGUUCCAGGGCCUUACUGGACUCACAUUCUCUUUACAUGGACUAAAACGGACGGUCUGAAGGUCUACAUCAAUGGGACCUUCACUUCUGGUGACACAGUUGGCAAUGUCUCAGAGAACUAUGGUGACCCCUACCCAGACCUCGUCAUUGGAACUGGCAACGACAUGGCGUAUGGUCAUUACGUAACAGGCGCCUUUGAUGAGUUUGUGAUCUGGGAAAGGGCCCUUCCAUCUAACGAGAUUUUGCUCUACUACAACGCAGCCAUAGGUCAAGCCAUGGUCUCUGCCACAACACCCAGAUUCUCCAAAGAAGUCACUUCAACAUCACCAACUGUCAGAGCCACUGAAGUCAGUCCUCCUGUCGUCAGCAGCCCGAGCGGCUCCCACAACCUGGAGUCCAUGCCAGUGAUGGGCUUCCUGAAGGCGCUGCCCAAUAGGACCAUUCCUCACGACACUGCCAGCAACCUCACACAGGCUUUUCUCAAAAGUGUGGAAGAAGUACUGACCUCUCCAGGGUUGCCAGAGCAGUCCACCCCUGUGGUCAGCGGCCUGAUCGAGACCGUGGACAGAGUGAUGGAACACAUGGUGACUAACCUGGAGCCCAGCCCGGACUCUUUCAUGUCCCUGGAUGGAACAUCUUUUGUUGCAGAUUACUCUCUGCUGAAAUUCCCCCAGAACUACAACUUGCCGCACUAUCGUUUCCCUACAAAAGGCAAGAACUACAUCACUGUGCCUGGGGAGGCUUUCACCAUGCAGUCUCAAACCACCAUCGUUGGCCUCUUCUAUCACAACAUGCACAACUACUACAAAGAGAUCAGCCCUGUUAAGACCAGGAUAAACGAAGCAGCUAAUUUCAAGGAUCACAAGAUCCAGGUAGCAAGCUGUCUAAUCUCUCUGAAAGUGGAGCCUUCACCAGCUUUGUCAGUCAACCUCUCUGGAGCGCCGCUCAUCAAGAUUGUCCUCACUCACGUCCUGACUAAAGAACAACAAGACCAGGUGCUAAAUCAGAGCAAUGAAGUCUUCCUCUACUGUGCCUUCUUGGACUACAGUUCAAAAGAGGGAGUAUGGUCCAACCAGGGUUGUGUUCGCUCAGAUGGAAACAUGACGUACUCUGUAUGUCUGUGCAACCACCUCACCAACUUUGCCAUCCUUAUGCAAGUGGUGCCCUUAGAGCUCACUACUGGCCACCAGGUGGCACUAUCAACCAUUGGUUAUGUUGGCUGCUCAAUUUCCAUCUUCUGUCUUGCAAUCACUCUCGUCACCUUUGCAGUCCUGUCGUCAGUGAGUACCAUCCGUAACCAACGUUACCACAUCCACGCCAACCUGUCCUUUGCCAUCCUGGUGGCUGAGAUCUUACUGCUCAUCAGUGCUCGCUUUGACCCAGGCACACUGCCUUGUAAGGUAAUGGCUAUCCUGCUACACUUCUUCUUUCUGAGCGCCUUUGCCUGGAUGCUGGUGGAGGGUCUCCACCUCUACAGUAUGGUGGUCAAGGUGUUCGGCUCCGAGGGCAGCAAACACUUUUACUACUACGGCAUUGGCUGGGGCUCUCCAUUGGUAAUAUGCGUCGUGUCCAUGACAUCAGCUCUGGGCAGUUAUGGUGAGGUUGACAACUGUUGGCUGUCAAUGAAGAAUGGAGCCAUCUGGGCGUUUGUGGCACCGGCUCUGUUUGUCAUUGUGGUGAACAUAGGCAUUCUGAUAUCUGUGACCCGGAUCAUAUCCCGAAUCAGCGGAGAGAAUUACAAGGUUCAUGGAGAUGCCAAUGCAGUCAAGCUGACUGCAAAGGCAGUAGCUGUGCUUCUGCCUAUACUCGGCAUUUCCUGGAUAUUUGGCGUUCUUGCUGUCAAUACACACUCAUUGCCGUUCCUCUAUAUCUUUGCUGUGUUCAACUCAUUACAAGGGUUCUUUGUUUUCUUAUUUCACUGUCUUCUCAACUCUGAGGUCAGAGCCGCUUUCAAACACAAAACCAAGGUGUGGUCUCUCACCAGCAGCUCCAUCCGAAACAUCAAUGUGAAGCCCUUCAACUCUGACAUUAUGAACGGAAACAAGGAGGGCGUGACUCCCACCAAGAUGAACACAUGGGACAAAAGCACCAACUCAGCCAAUCGGAUCGACCUCUCCGCCGUGUAGAACCACAGAUCGCCGUCUCUGUCUGUGGCAGGAGAGCGGUCUGAAGCUCAAUAGUGUAGAACGACAAACACUGGCCAGAGUAUUCUCCCACUAUGUUAUGUAAUAAUUUGGAUGCUCACCCGCUCCAGAGAAAGUGAUACCAGUGAGGUGUUGUGUAGCUGAAUAAUACCUUCACAUUUAAAGACAAACAGACUCUAAGGACUGUGCCCUAUUAUUGUCUCAUACAAAACAUCUUGUGUUCCCAAAAUCCAGAGCAGGGAUUUCUGAGGAGAAGGUCAGUGAAGUGAUAGAAGGUCUUAAGGUCCAUAAAUGUAGGUUAGGGUCUGACAAAUGAUGCUCUGUGGUAAUGGAGCGUCUCGACUUGCCUGGUUCAUCUGUAUGUUGCAGUUGAUUUACUGGUUGGCCAGAGUUUCUUUAAGGGAAUAGUUCAAUUAGAAAACUAACUCGCUCUCUCACAUAACAGUUACAUGGGAAGAUUGAUACCACUUGUCAUAUCUGUGUGGUGAAUGUGAAGCUACUGCCAACAGCUUGUUCACUUAGUUUAACACAAAGAGUGGAAACAGCUGGCCUGGCACUGUCAGUAGGUUGCAAAAUCCUACCUACUAGCUCCUCUAAAGCUCAGUAAUCAACAUGUAAUAUUACCUUUGUUUAAUCUGUGCAAAAAACAAAGUGUAAAAACAACAUAUUGUGGUUUCACAGCUUUGUGCCAGACUAGCUGUUUCCCACUUUCCAGAGUUUGUGCUAAACUCAACUCACGUAACCUGAUGAUGACGAGUGGUGAUCUCUUCAUCUAACUCUUGUCAGGAAAGCAAAUAAGUUUAUCUUCUAAAAUGUCAAACUAUCCCUUUAAAUCACAGUGAUAUGUCUUUUUUUCAUGCAAUUUGUCUGACACAGUAAAAUAGUUCAAUUACUUCUGAUUUAAUUUACCUGCAGAAAAUGGAACAUACUAAAAUUUCAAAUGAUGGCAAGUAUUUUCAGGGUAUGGUUGGGUACAAAUACAUAACCUUGGAUAGAAAAAGACCAAGGAAAGAAGCAUAUUUUCCUUAAAUAUAGUGUAGAUAAAUAAAAUCGAUUUAUUCCUUAAAAACAAUGACGUAAUGGCUUCACGGGCUGUUAACAGUAUUCAUCAGCACUAAGGACAAAGUGCUAUUUUUACCUGGGUGAACUCUAAGACUGACCUGAUUCAUACAGCUUUAAUCCAAUUUUGGGGACAGAGCAACACAAUAACUCUUUCAAUAACAGUGGAUGAAGUAGCAGUGAAUUAAACCCUAAGUAAUUCUGAUAUAAUGUAUUUAUUUAUUUUGUGAUUCUGAGUUCUUUAUCAGGUCUCCUGCAAAGCGUCACAGCUCAACAAUCAGUAUGUCCUCAUGUUAAAUUCUGUGUGUUCUCUCCUGAAACGAACUGACUGGUAUAUUUGCAGUACCUCACAUCUUAGUAAGCUGCGGUAUGUUAUGCUUUUUGAGGAAUAGUGAAUACUGGUUGUGUUUCGGACACAAUUCUGUGAAGUUUCAUGGUGUCUUUAGCUAUUUCUGUUGCUAAUUUCUUUUACAUUUUUUUGUACAAAAAAAAUAUGAAAUAUGUUCUACAACAGAGGGACCUGAUAAGGUUGUUGCUUUUUUUUUCUUAACAUACUGUGAGAAUGGAGGGAGAUGGCUUGUUUUAAAAUGUCAUUGAUCCGACACUGUACCAACAUUAUUUUUCCUAAAACAGGAUUUACUGUAAGUCACUCUGCGCUCACUUUUAAAGUUAAAUAAUUUAGUAUUUCUGAGCUUGUAUAUGGCCUUCAAUGAUUGUUGUCUUAUGGUACUAUGGUUUGUGUUUCCAGUUAUCUUUAUUAAAAAUGUUUAUGACAAGAAA
This is a messenger RNA of Toxotes jaculatrix (banded archerfish), 4857 nucleotides long. RefSeq names its product adhesion G protein-coupled receptor D1 (gene adgrd1). The transcript has 25 exons. The record is from RefSeq and is a predicted model, not a curated record. Gene Ontology annotation, molecular function: G protein-coupled receptor activity. NCBI's taxonomy places the organism in Eukaryota, Metazoa, Chordata, Actinopteri, Toxotidae. Gene Ontology annotation, biological process: adenylate cyclase-activating G protein-coupled receptor signaling pathway; cell surface receptor signaling pathway. The coding region runs from base 355 to 3000 and encodes 881 amino acids. Gene Ontology annotation, cellular component: membrane.